Oryzias latipes (Japanese medaka) is the source of this 4447-nucleotide messenger RNA. It is a transcript of the gene map1sa, whose product is annotated as microtubule-associated protein 1Sa. NCBI's taxonomy places the organism in Eukaryota, Metazoa, Chordata, Actinopteri, Beloniformes, Adrianichthyidae. Gene Ontology annotation, molecular function: microtubule binding; actin binding. The record is from RefSeq and is a predicted model, not a curated record. Gene Ontology annotation, cellular component: neuronal cell body; synapse; microtubule associated complex. Gene Ontology annotation, biological process: axonogenesis; dendrite development; microtubule cytoskeleton organization.
CGCCGCAGUCCCGCCUCCGGUCCCAGCGCAGCCGGAUGACGUCAGGAGUGGACAGUCCAUGAUGGCGGCGGAGCGGGGUGGCGGUCCCGGUUCUUCUGGGCCUGAUUACUCGGUUCUGGUGGUGGUGGGAGCGCUGCAGACCGCCGACCUACUGGAGCGGCUGUUGAGGCAAGUGGAGGCAGGUGUGCGUUGUUGGCCCGUUGAUCUGAAUGUUUCUGUUCUGGAUCAGCAGCUGAAGCUCUUCGUGUCCAGACAUUCGGCGCUCCUGUCAGCAGAUGUUACAGGCCAGCGGACUCUGCAGCACAGCGGGGACGUCCUGGACACGCAGAUCGUGGUGAAUCCCGCUCACAGCUUCGUCUGCUCAGAGGUGCGGCGCCUGGUUUGCAGCCCGUCCCGACACAAACUGCUGGUUCUGGCCGGUCAGUGCUUGGAGGUCAGCGGCGAUAUCGUGUUGCAGCAGGGCAGCUUCUCCUUUAACGACUUCAUCCACAUUUUUGCUGACGAGGAGGUGGGGGAGCUGCUGAGCUCUGCAGACCCAUCCAGAAAGGCCACCCUCACUCUCAGCGGUCCAGAGUUUGGUCUUUGGACAGAUUCCGCCCUGCGCAGAAACAACUUGCAGGAUUUCAUAAGCAUCCAGAUCAACCCGCCCCCCUCCCUCCCAGAGAUGGAAGGUCUGCAAGAGUUCACGGAAUAUCUGUCUGAGUCCCUGGAGCCCCAGUCUCCCUUCGACCUUCUGGAGCCCCCCAGCACCGUUGGAUUCCUGAAACUCUCUCGACCCUGCUGCUACAUCUUCCCUGGAGGAAGAGGCGACUCUGCCUUCUUUGCUGUAAACGGUUUUAACAUCCUGGUGAAUGGCGGUUCGGAUCCACGCUCCUGCUUCUGGAAGCUUGUCCGGCACCUGGACAGAAUCGACUCCGUGCUCCUGACUCACGUGGGCGUGGACAAUCUGCCCGGGGUGAACAACCUGCUGCUGAGGAAGGUCCAUGAGAAAGAUCUGGAAGCUGCUGGAUCUCACACCGAGGAGGACUGGAUGAAAAACCUGAUCUCCCCUGAGGUCGGUGUGGUUUUCCUCAACGCCUCAGAGAGUCUAGAGUCCAUCCAGCCGGAUCUCCACCAGCUGAGAAGUUGUGACCAGGCAGCGUUGACUCUGCAGCUUCUGAAGAGACUGUCAAUCAAACCCGAACCACUGAGUCGGCCCGACAGACCAAGCGCCGAUGCUGUGGUCUUGUUUCAGAAAAUGGGGGUCGGCCGCCUGGAGCUGUACGUGCUGAACCCCGUCAGCGGCAGUAAAGAGCUUGAAGCCUUCAUGCAGCUUUGGCCAAACAGUGGCUCCAAUGCCUCAGAGCUUCCUCUAUCGUGCCUUGUUUCCAUGUGUGCUUUGUUGGUCUGGCACCCAUUCUGUCCUCAGGAGAAGAUUGUCCGGGUUCUUUUUCCCGGGUGCACGCCCCAGGCCAAAAUUCUGGAAGGACUUGAAAAAGUCAAACAUCUGGAAUUCCUUAAAUACCCCUCUGUGUGCCUGAAGGACCUAGAAGCCUUCAAAUCCGAGAGGCAGCUAAAGCACGCAGGGAGCCGGGAAAGCCUUAAGUCCUCGUCCAAGGACGUCAGACCAGGCAGUGCCUUACAGAAAGAAAAACCCGGGCGAGUGGAGGCCAUUAAGCAAGACGCCAAAGGAAAGGCCAGGGCGGUUCACGAAAAUGCAACGAAGGAAAGACUGGAUGCAGAAGUAAAGCCCAAAACAAAAGAUGCAGAUGUUAAAUCCAAGCCUGCAAAACCUGCUGAAAAGCUUCCUCCAAACAAAAAUGUCCCUAAAGACAUGAAGAAGGAUGAGAAAAGCCCCCUCCCCGCUGUAAAGAAGGAGGAGGUCAGAGAGAAGAAGAAAGAAAACUCCAAAAAAGAACUCCUAAACACAAAACCAAAGAAAGAACUCAAAUCCGAACCAAAGAAAGAGACCAAAAAAGAUGUGAAAGCAGAGGAGAAGAAACCCCCAAAGUCAGCUGGGAAAGAAGUGAAAAGACCCACGAGCACCGAGCUGAAGAGGGGUUCAAGCAGAACUGGGAUCGUGAAGAAGGACACUCCUCUUCCAAAGAAAGACAUUUCCAACAAAGCAACUAAAACAAAGUCGGACUCAAAGGAGCAGGAUUCGUCUAAAGCAUCAGCGCCGGAGAACCCGGCAGGUGGGUUUGAUAGAGUGGAGGAUGAGUCUGGGCAGAACCUAAAGGUCCAGGCCAACGGCAACCAGCUGCCAGCAGCUGAGAGUCCAGAGAGGUUCCAGUCUGCCUCUUCAGCUCUCACUAAAACCCCAAAGGGUGAUCUUAGUGUAAACUUUGACCUUACUCCACAUCAGCCAGCAGAGGGACCACAAGCCAGGGGAGAUGCUAGUCCGAGCUCAGAAGACAAAGACUCUGCUCCCAACAGUGCUGGACACACCCCGUUCCAUCAGUCCUCUGCGGACGACUUCCAGGGUUUUGGGGAAGACAGCAGCUUUGACGCUAGAGGCUCCAGUCUGGGAUUUGAGGAUUACAACCAGGCCGGUUCCUGUAGGACCUCAGACCUGAGCUCCCUGAGGGAGGGUCCAGAAAACUCCACAUCUUCUCACGAGAAGCAGUCCACCCUUCUCACGCUGAGCCCUCUCAGGGACAUGAUGCCGGACUCCUCUCCCACCAUGACGUCGAUGCCGGCGGAAGUCGGCUCGCCUCACUCCACAGAAGUUGACGAGUCUCUCUCUGCUUCUUCGGAACAAGCGGUGGCGCCCCCCUUCUACACCAACGGGCACACCAGCGACCCGGACUGCAGCGGGGACGGGGCUCCCCCUCUCAAGUCUGCCCUCAAGAGGUGCUGCGGUAAUAGCUCAGAGGAGCAUAUCCACGGGGUUUCGGACCUGACCUCCGGUGUCCCACAUGACGUUGACCUGUGCCUGGUGUCCCCAUGCGAGUUCCACCAUCCCAGAACUGAGAGCCAGCAGCAGUACGUGAGUCCGGGCCUGGCCGCGGGCCUCUCCCCGGAGCCGUCGCACGACAACAACUCCCACGAGCAGAGCAGCAGCGACGCCCCUUCAGCUGACAGCCAAGAAACCCCGCCCACAUCUGUUAGCGAGUCCCUCCCGACAGCAACAGACUCAGACGUCCCCCCGGCCUCAGAAGACUGUCCCUCCACCACCGCAGAUUUGGAGUCUGACGACGACUCCAGUAGCUUCUUCCAUCCUGGUCAGUCACUUGACAAUUCCAGUUCAGUCUCCCACUCAAGGGCGGGGCAGCUUUCCUCCCACAACCCCCCGCCAGCCCCGCUCAAAGACCUGCCCCCGCUACCUCCCCAGCCCAGAGCCUGUAUGACGGACCCCGAGGCGGACAAGAGCCUGAAGGCCCCGGCUGGCAGAAAGAAACCCCUGCAGAGGACUGCCUCAGGGGGGUCUUCGGUCCAGAGCAGCAGAUCCAGGGCCAGUUCCUCCCUCGGGGGGAAGACGGCCCCCGCCCUCGACACCAGGUCCUCAUCUCGCAAUUUGCUCGGGGGACCUAGAGGUGGACCUGCAAAACCAGCAUCCACCGGUUCCAGGGCUGCUGGUUCUGAGGGUUCUGUUGCGUACGUGGACCUAGCCUACCUGCCGUCAUCCAGUGCUUCCUCUACUGUGGACUCAGACUUCUUCAGUCGCCUGCGCUCCUCCUACUACAUCAUAAGCGGAGAGGAUCCUGCAAAGGAAGCGUCCAUGAGGAGCAUCCUGGACGCCCUGCUGGAGGCAAAGGGCAGCUGGCCCGACGUUCAGGUGACCCUCAUCCCGACCUUUGACUCGCUGGCGAUGCACGAGUGGUACCAGGAGUCACACGAGCAGCAGAGGCAGCUGCUGGUCACCGUGCUGGGCAGCAACAGCACUGUGGCCAUGCAGGAGGAAACCUUCCCAGCAUGCAAAGUGGAGUUCUGAGCCCAAGCCCCACCCAGCUGCCCUCUGACCUCCUGCAGGGGGAGGGGUUUCUCUAUUUAGUGAGCAUGCUUCAUUAGAAACCUUGAAUUCUCCCCUCGCCUGUGUGACAUCAUAGUGCCUUCAGGAUCCACACCUUCAGCUCACCUGAAGCAAAGGUACAAACCCUUCCACGACUGAUCCUGACCAUCGAUGGACCGACUGAAACAUUCAGACAGAAACACCUGGUGACAGACAGGUGUGUUCUGCAGCACGCAUCCUUUAGCCUGACAGCUAUCUCUGCAAUCAGUUUCAGGGCAGAAGUAUUUUGUUUUAUUUUAUUUUAACGUAGUUUUAAAUGUGAAUUUUAUUAUUAGUCCAGGUUUGAGUCAAUAAUUACCUCUUGAUGAAGCUUCCGCUUUAAUGACGUCAGUCAAGCUUGCAAAAAAAAACCUCCAAGCCAGUUCACCGUCUCCACAACGGUGACUCCGCCCCCCCCAGAAUAAUUUGAAGACGCCAUCAAAAGUUCCUGCCAAACCAGACAGUAUUUCCUAAAAA